Molecule: messenger RNA, 1405 nt
Organism: Nomia melanderi (Alkali bee)
Lineage: Eukaryota; Metazoa; Arthropoda; Insecta; Hymenoptera; Halictidae
Gene: PIG-F
Product: phosphatidylinositol glycan anchor biosynthesis class F
Biological process (GO): GPI anchor biosynthetic process
Cellular component (GO): endoplasmic reticulum membrane
Source: RefSeq, a predicted model, not a curated record
GUGAACGUAGCUGUAGAUGAUUGCAUUAUCGACAGUUAAAUUAGGAACGUAAUUUGAAGUAAACAAAUAAAAACAAGGGGAAAUAAUAAUCAUUUCAUUUUAAAGUUUAAUUUAAUGUUGAUAUUGUUGCAAAGAAUUGUUAAAGCUGUCUAUAAAUAGUAGCUUAAGAUCUUCAAAUUUGGGGUCACUAACAUGGAAGAUUAUCUUGUGACAACGUGUUCUAUAACAGCUGAUUUUUUGAUGGCUAUUGGUAACGCGAAUUCCUAACCACGAUAUAUAUUUUUUAUAUAAUAAAAUUCCUUCAUGCGGCUUAACUGUGACACUUUAUUAAAGAAUAAUAUGUAUUCUAUUUUCGUUGGCUGUUGUUGUUGGUUAAGAUAGUGUAACAAAACACAAUGAUAUAUUGUAUAAAUAUAACAAUAUACCAAGUAUUAAGGCAAUAAGAAUCAUUCUAUUUUACAAUACAUCAAUUUACAAGAGGAGCAAACAUGAACGUUGGAAACAAAUUUGGCCAGAGGUUGCUCUUGUCGUAUUGUUCCUUCACUUGCAUUUAUUUUCCUGGCAUUCUGAUAUUACUCAAAUUAAAUGACAACUUGUACAAUGUAGGGAAGUACAAGUUUAUUCCAGUAUUAUUGAUACUUCUCUUUGCAGAAGUCAUUAAGCUUUUUUUCCCCAUGUUUCAUUCUGAAUCAGCUAUCAUAGGGAAAACUGAUUUAAGAACAUCCUCGAAAGCUAGAAGAUCUUUGUCAAGAUACAUUAGAGAGAUCUUUAAAUUCCUAUUGGUCGCUUUUCUUUUGUCUGUUACAUAUUAUAUUAUAAUUAUAUUGUUCGGUGCACCUGUAUUUAUGCACCAUGAAGAAACUACCAUGCUCACAGUUACAUUGACCACUCUUACAUUUGUUCCUGCUAGUCUGCAUUUAGGGGUUGAUGGUGCAUUAGAAAUUAUAACAGGAACACAAUCUCAAAAGGGUAAUAUUUUCGCGGAUGCAGUGAAGACUAAUAUUCAAGCAACUCUUUUGGGCACUUGGUUAGGUGCUAUUGUAAUUCCAUUAGAUUGGGACCGUCCAUGGCAAGCUUGGCCAAUCCCUUGUGUAAUAGGAGCUUUGCUUGGUUAUAUGAUUGCACAUUUUAUUACUCUUGCAAAAACAUUACCCGUAUUAAAAUUAUCUAAUAAAGUUUAUAGAUAAAUAAUUAAUGAUUACACGAAUAGUUUGAUGAAUAUAAUAAUUUAUUCAUAGAAGAAUGCAGUCAUGUGUUAAAAUAUUUCUUAACUGAUCUCUCACAUUAGAGUAUUUAAUUCUGCACAUAUUAAUUAAGGACAUUUUAUAGUUGACAAAAGUAUACAAUUGUAUUAUACAUUCUAGACAUUUUGAAAAAAUUUAUAAACUUAAUAAAUGAAAUUAAU